CGAUAAGGUUUCAGUUUUACGAGCACCUCCCAAGGAUUCAAGAUCAAUUCAAUAUGAAGUUCCUCUUCGUGGCUAUCCUUAUUGUCCUGGCCAUCCAGUUGGCUGCAUCGCAAACCACCACCACCACUGAAGCGGCCACCACGACCACAACCACAACCACUGCGGCUAGCACCACGGCCACGACCACAACCACGACCUCCUCCCCCAACAAGAUCAAGUGCAACAGGAGCAACAACUGGUGCCACACUCGCAUUCCCAAGAAGAAGUGCAAGAACCCCAAGAGGUGCAUCAAGACCGUCGUGGUUGUGACCCGCAGGAGGGGCUAA
Messenger RNA from Drosophila kikkawai, 326 nucleotides. RefSeq names its product integumentary mucin C.1-like. Lineage: Eukaryota; Metazoa; Arthropoda; Insecta; Diptera; Drosophilidae. The record is from RefSeq and is a predicted model, not a curated record.